This is a messenger RNA of Drosophila erecta, 498 nucleotides long. RefSeq lists its product as uncharacterized. Lineage: Eukaryota; Metazoa; Arthropoda; Insecta; Diptera; Drosophilidae. The record is from RefSeq and is a predicted model, not a curated record. Bases 37 to 498 code for a protein of 153 amino acids. The transcript has 4 exons.
AACAACAUUUUCCUUCUAAACCAAUAAAAUAGGAAUAUGUGCAACUUUUUUCGUGGGAAACUUACCAGUCGAUUAGAACUCGGUAUUUUGGCCAUCGGCAUAUUAAUACUUAGUGUUUUUAUUAUUACAUAUGUGUCUACCCGUGAAACCUUUAACAUAUACCACAAAAUCGGAAUUGGGGAAGGCAGCUUUGCAAUUUUAGCUGCAAUAUUUAUUCUGCUUGGGGCAAUCUUGAAUAACCGCUUUCUUGUGUGGACUUGGGUGGCAAUAAUAGUUCCGGUAUUUGUUUCAACUACCAUCGUAUUUAUAAUCAAGUUGUGCAGAGAAUGGGAGUUUAUCAAAGAGCUGGAGAAAGUAUACACCAUUACCUUUUUAAUAAUUUUUCCAUGUUUCGGUUUGUAUCUGGUUUACAUAUCAGUGAUAUAUGCAUUGGAAUUAAAAAGAUCAAGAAGUGCAAUGGAAGACCGUAUCGGUAUAUACCUGGUGAGGUGCCUUUGA